CCCCCCUUUCUCCUCCUCCUCUCUCUCUCUCACAAAAUCACUGAGCUUCGAAUCUAACAAGUCAUGGAUUUCGAAGUUGAUCAGGGAAAGGAAAAUCAAUCUGUUCUAAUACUCCUAGAGACGCUGAAGAAGGCCUCCAAAGAUCUACAAAGCAACUCCAUUUUCCUAACCAACAACAACGAUUCGAAAAUUACCGUUGAAAUCCUUUCUAGGGUGGUCGAAGCCGAGGCUGCUACUGUUCUUCCCUCAGACCCUAAACUUCUCAACAUCUCUCAGCUGCUCUGCAACCUCAAGACCUUACUCGAGAAGCUCGAAAAAUUUCAGGGCUACGGCCUCAAAUCCAUCCUUCACCGGCAAAUCACAAACUACAAGAUCUCCCAGGUUGCUUUCACGACUGAGGCUGAAAUUCAAUCAUUUCUAGACCGCAAUAUCGUUCAAAUCCUUGCAAGAACGUUGAAGGAAUCGGCGGACGAGGACAAGAAAGUUAGGGUCUUGAUUGAGUUCAAAAAUCGGGUGUGCCAAGGUUUCGAUAGAGCUUUUCAACAUUUGAUUUUAAGAGCGAAGGUAUUUUCGAUUCUUGAAUCUUUACUUUGUAACUCAACGUGUUCGAAGCGGGCUCGAGACCAUGCGGCUCUGGUCGUAGAUGCUUUAGUUAGAUUCAACAGGAAUGUUUUUGUGGGAUUGGUGCUCAUGGGUCCUACUGUUGGGGCCUUGAUUUCGAUGGGUUCAUGUCGUUCGGCCAAAGUUCUUUGCUCACUGAUCACAUUUAUCAGAACUCCAUUGGUAGAUGAAAUGGAGUCUAACGGUGAAAUCCCAAGAAUUAUUAACCUAUUGAGCUCGGAAGAUUUGUCUAUUCGAGCUGCAGCCUUGGACUGCAUUCUCGAACUUGCUUAUUUUGGGAGGGAAGAAGUUAUCCUAGCAAUGCUUGGAGAAGAUUUGGUCAGGAAGCUCGUGGAGUUGCAAAGAUUGGAAAAUGGAAGUGGUGUACUUGAGAAAGAGAACGGAGGAACUUAUGUUGGAACAGAGUCAGACACGAAAUUAGACGAAAAAGGGAGUAAAAACAUGGAGAAUCAUCCAUUUGAAAGCUGUGUUACAAGGUUUGCAGUGCAAGUGGAAGUGGGGGAAGGAUUGAGUAGCAUAGAGAAAAGAGAAGUUAAAUUGGAGAUUCUGAGGAGAGUCAGAGAGACCUCUAUUUCCGAUGCAGAGUCAGCCACCAUUGAGGCUGAGGUAAUAACACUGAUAUUUGAAACCAGCCAACAGGGACAACACGAGUGCCCCACUAGCUUAAGAGAAAAACAAGAGCACAAACUGUGCCCCAGAAACCAGUGGCGAUGGAUAUUCUUUGUGUAGAUACUGAAAGAUAUUAGAUGGGGGUGAAGGUGCUACUGCAAAAAUUAGGUACUGAAUUUGAUAUUUUAAACAAAUUUCUAAAUGAGCAAUGUAUUGCUGCUAUGUUUGAGAAGGAUGUCAAGUACCGACACUUUUUCAGGAAAUACAAAAUCGAUGUCAAGUACUUGCUGUUUAAUGAAAGGCUGUCAUUUUCUCAUGUUCUGAAAUAAUAGAAUCCAUAGUAUAAAUCAUAAUUCCCUUGCUCUCAACAGCCCUUCAUAAAUCGUGACUAAAAACCAAGCAAAAGAAUAAUAAGAGGAUCUUCUACCUACACACAAAAUCCGAAAUUGAAUUAUCAAUUUACUCUCAAAUUUAACAUGGUUUAUAAUUUAUUUUUGAAAUGAAAGCCCCGCGUACUCAAAUGCUGGAGAACAAAAAAACAUUUGCAAAAUCCUAAAAACUUUUAAGAAAUGAAAUUUUAUGAAACAAGCAUUGCUGUUUAGGGGAGUGAGAGAGGAAGCCGCGAAAAGAAAUAGAAUUUCAGCUUUUCGGGUCUUCCUCUCCGAGAGGGUAGGGACUAGAAAAAGAAAGAAAAACCGAGGAAAAUGGGAGAGAAAAUGUUAGGAAAAGAUACCCAAUGGCCCAAUAUUCUCUCUUAAAAGGGAACAAUUUUAGAGAGAGAGAGAGAGCGCGAGCGGCAGGAACUAUAUUAAUUAACCACCAGAAGGUUGGAAACUUAAUUUUAACACUUCCCUCUCAUUCUUUCCGUCCCCGUUCCCUGUGCUUUGGCUUUUUAUUUUUUGCAAAGAAUCCCCUCCAACAAAUCACACACACACACCCCCCCAAACAACGUCAACGCUCUUGUUGUUUCACACACCAGCAGCCCCAACUGUCUUCUCUCCUUCUCUGUCUCCCGAUAUCUUAUUUCUACAUGUCGGUGAUCCACUGAUCGGGGAAACGAAAAAGACGUUUCAGAGAUCUGAGCGGACCACUGCAACGCAGAUCUUUGGCAAUUCCUGUAGACUCUGUAUCUGGGUCUUGUUUGAUUCGCUAUGAGUUGGAAAUACAGGGCUGGGUUGUUCCUGAUAGCUGCUGUUGUUGUUAUAUGGGUCUCCUCUGCAGAAGUCACCCAGGGCAUAUUUACAGACUACAAGCAGCCAUUUGCAGUAACAUAUCUUGGAGCUUCUCUUUUGGUAGUCUACCUUCCAGUAGCAUUCUUAAAGGAUUGGGUGUGUAAUAUCCUAAAACGUCGGUCUUCUAAAAGUGGAAAAAAUGCAGAAAGCAUGAAUGAUUUUUCUGUUGGUUUGAGUUCUACUCUAAAAUACAUUGGAGGCCAGAAGAACUUUGAAUUGGAACUUCAGGGAACCUUGAAUAGAAAAGAUAGUGAAGCAGACCUUUCACCUCUCGAAGAAGGAAGGCCAUUGGUUGCUAAACACAAAGAUGAUGCCCACAUACUGAAACAAGAUAGAGAGCUUACAACCAGAGAAAUUGCUACUUAUGGAUUUUACAUUGCCCCGAUCUGGUUUGUAACCGAGUAUUUAUCAAAUGCUGCACUGGCACGUACAAGCGUUGCAAGUACGACAGUAUUAUCCUCUACUUCAGGACUUUUUACCCUUUUCAUUGGUGCGUUUCUGGGCCAAGAUUCUUUAAACAUAGCAAAAGUAGUUGCUGUCUUUGUAAGCAUGGCUGGUGUUGCCAUGACGACUCUGGGAAAAACCUGGGCUACUGAUGAUUCACAGACGAAUGCUUCUGCCAAUGGGAAACGUUCUCUUGUUGGGGAUCUUUUUGGCCUUCUCUCGGCUAUGUCAUAUGGUUUGUUUACAGUGCUUCUAAAAAAGUUUGCAGGUGAAGAAGGAGAAAGGAUUGAUGUGCAGAAGUUGUUCGGCUAUAUAGGAUUAUUUUCACUUGUAGCAUUGUGGUGGCUCGUUUGGCCAUUGACAGCUUUGGGAAUUGAACCCAAGUUCACAAUUCCUCAUUCUGCCAAGAUGGACGAAGUUGUUCUUGCCAAUGGCUUUGUAGGAAGCGUCCUCUCUGACUACUUUUGGGCACUAUGUGUUGUAUGGACAACUCCACUUGUAGCCACCUUGGGCCUGUCACUCACCAUACCUCUUGCUAUGUUGGCUGACAUGGUGAUCCAUGGUCGUCACUAUUCAGCAAUUUACAUUCUUGGUUCAGUUCAGGUAUUUGCUGGUUUUAUAAUAGCUAACCUUUCAGACUGGUUCUCAAAGAAGUUGGGAUUAUAGCAUUUCGUUAUAUUCUUGUUAGCUUAAUAUGGGAAAUCCUAAUUCUUUCUACAUUGUUUGAUUUGGAUGCCACAUUCAUAAUUAUCGUGACCAAAGUUCCUUUCCGGUAUAUGCAUCAAUGGCAUCUCAGAAAGUGGAAAGUGAUGAAUGUUACUGCACUAUGGUUGAUUGUGUAAAUGAAGGUUUUGUCUUUUCGUUGGGUUUGAGUGUUGGCCCCAUGUUAUAAUAACUUCUCAUUUUGGUCCGAUGAAAAUAUUUAUUUUCAGGCAUUUUUAUCAAUGUUUUUCACCAA
Messenger RNA from Carya illinoinensis, 3864 nucleotides. RefSeq lists its product as uncharacterized. Gene Ontology annotation, cellular component: membrane. Gene Ontology annotation, biological process: regulation of peptide transport. The transcript has 9 exons. The coding region runs from base 2382 to 3572 and encodes 396 amino acids. NCBI's taxonomy places the organism in Eukaryota, Viridiplantae, Streptophyta, Magnoliopsida, Fagales, Juglandaceae. The record is from RefSeq and is a predicted model, not a curated record.